AUGUUUGAAUUAUGUGCUAUUGUAGGAUUUGAUAGAGAUAGAUAAAAGUAAAUAAAAUAAAUAUAUUAGAGCCUAAUUUGGAUUUGCUAUUAAAAAAUGAAUAUGAACCAGAAAUAUUAGAAAUAUAUCCUGGUAAUCUUAAAAAGUCUGCAAUAAUUUCACAUUUAGUUUAAUAAUGUUUUUCUCAAGGAUAGCCUUCAUUAUAUUCUCAUGAGAAUAAAUUAAUAUACCUUAUAAAAUUGA
Molecule: messenger RNA, 243 nt
Organism: Paramecium sonneborni
Lineage: Eukaryota; Ciliophora; Oligohymenophorea; Peniculida; Parameciidae
Source: the annotation of a GenBank genome assembly